CCACGGUUGGGUUUACCAACAGCAACAACACCAUGUGGUGGCAGUAUCUCCUGGAAAAAGGGAAUUAGUUCCCAACAUUGGAGAGGAGUACAUUCAUCGACAUAGCUUUGCCUUCACUUGUAUGCGAUUGAAUAUCGUCUAGAUCUAUCACAAUGCCUCUAAAACACCAAGGAACUAAUACUCAUCGGUUCAUACCGUUCAAUACCCGUUUGGAGAACAUUGAAGUCGAUGUUAUCCAUCGCAUUGGACAUCGGUAUGAAGAACAAAAUGAGGAAGAAAUCGAAUCAUAUUUUGCUGCUGCCGUGGAGAAGUGGAAUGAUUUGAAUUGCUCUCAAGGAUGGAUUGAAUUUCGUUCAGAGGUGAAAGAUGUACAUACAUUGGCCCAAGUGUUAUUACUUAAAGAGAAGCUGGCAGCAACACUUGUUGAGCACCUGAAGAAAAAAGAUCCAUUGACAGUACAGACAUUGCUUGAGAUUGUUGUUGCCUUGGCCCGUGAUCUUCGGCAAGAUUUCUAUCCAUUUUAUCCAGAUAUUCUAUCUACUAUUAUAUCUUACCUUGACUGUAAAGAAACUGAAAUUCUAGAAUGGUCAUUCCACUGCUUAGCAUAUCUUUUCAAAUUUUUAUGGCGUUGCAUGGUUCGCAACAUUGGACCAGUCCUUUCUAGUUUACUCCCAAUGUUGUCUUCCAAACGCAAAAAGUAUAUUAAUCAUUUUGCUGCAGACAGUUUUGCAUUUUUGGCUCGCAAAGUGAAAGACCAUGCAGCAUUCAUUUCCCUGUUACUGAACCAUCUGCAGGAUGAGCCAAUGGAUGCUGAAGGUUGUGGACGCCUUGUGUUUGCCUGGCUGAGAGGUGUCAAAAAUCAACUCCAUAGUUGUGCUCAGAAUGUCCUCCUUUUAAUGGUGCAGUCAUUGGGUAAUGAGUCUCUUCCUAGUGAUGUUUUGCUGAGUUUGACUUCAGAAACAAUAUCUCAUCUUGUUGUUGAGAUCCGUCCUGGUGGAUUGGCUGUUUUGUGGGAUGCCAUGAAAACAUCAUUGAAGCAUUUCCACGCAGACUUUGUCUCUGGCAAAACCAAGUCUUGUGAUCCAACGCUUGGAGCUCUGAAACUUCUUCACCAGUUAUGUGCUUAUUGUGAUGCGCUGCAUAUAUCAAAGCCCGUUGAGGUGGUAGACCUGCUGUUGCACAUUUAUGGCAGUGCAGUGCCAUUACCUGAAGAAAUCCUUUCAGAAUUGUCAUCAAUCACAGCAAUAUUGUUGAUGUCACCUAAAAUAAGUUUGCCUCAAGAUCGAACAGUAAAAUUGAGUUCCAAGGUUCUAGCUAUGUCUCCUCCUAUAAUCAUCCUUGCUUUUGUGAAAAAAAUAUUGAGUUGGAGUGCAAUGGACACUUUAAUAUUGCCUCGGCUUUUGGAAAUAGUAGCCACAGGUUUGAUUUCUGAUAAUGAUGAGGGUCUUGGGCUCCAAAUUCUUGCUGAACUUGUUCAGUCUAAAGUGCCAUCCAUGUGCAAUGGCCGGGAUGAGCAUAAUGUGCUUCAACUAAACCUUGACUUUGCAGCAGCAACCCAAAGGAUUGGUUGUGAUUCUGAUAUCAUAUGCUUGAAGCUCCUUUCAAUUUUAGACAUAAAUGAAAAGUUGGAUGUCGUGAAUUUUUGCAAGACUUUUAAUGAACGAAUCUAUGCUCUUCGUGUUUUGCCACAUAUUAAGCCUUUAAAAGAAACAGAAUCAGCCAAUAUUCUGCUGAAGCAGGUUCAUUUCUUGUGCAAAGAAAUUAAGGACCUAUCAUCUAUUUCAGACUCAACAAAUGAUGUUGAAACAGAUAGUAAUUCAGUGGAUCUUGAGAAAAGAAUGUCCCUGCUUCUUUUAAUGUUGUUCGCAUCCCUGGAAGCUGUCAUCCAUAUGCAGGGGGAAAAAAAAGAAUUGAAUUGUUUUCUUGAGAUGAAAUUAUUAUUAGAGACGCUGCUUCCUUUAUCAGGAACAAGCCAUUGCCGUCUGAGUACCAUGCGUAUUCUGAAUUUGUAUUUAUCUUCUAUUGACUUUCAAAAUAUCAAGCAUAUUAAAAAAGUGUCUAUGUCUAUUUAUGAAAGUAUCAAGAAUAAUUUAGCAGCUUCUCACCAUCUGGUCCGAGAAAUGGCUUGUCGAGUUAUUUGUCAUCUCCCUUUUGCACCAGAAAUUCAAUCAAUGUUCCGAAUUUGUCUUGAGGCUGAGAUGAUUGCUGGUACAGUGACAGACUACAGGGAUAAAAUCCUACUUCUUGAAAAAUUAUCUUUUGAUAUGACUCGACCAAUUUUUGUCAAAAAUGCUAACUUUAGCACGGCCCCACUUCUCUUUAUCUUGGGUUCACUUUAUGUGAAUUUCCAGUUGUUAUGGGAACCCCUUCAAGCUCUUGUGUCAUCUUUUGCCUCUGGCAUGACGACAGAUGAUUUCUGGACCGUUUUCCAUGGUCAGCUAAUUUUAGCUACUCAUCAGCGAGACUUUUCUCCUCUCCAUGGAACUGCUCCUGAACUCAAGUUUCAAUGUAAUUUAAUAGAUGAUUACUACUUGGCUGUAAAUAGUGUGGAUGAUCAACCGGAUUAUGCUAACUAUAGGCUAUUGUUGUAUAAAGCUGGUCAUAGUUUUCCAGAGGUUUGUGAGAAAAAGAAUCGUGACGUUUCAGCUCUUUUUCUCACAUUUAUAGAACAGGAGUUCUAUUCAUCAAAUGCAGAAAUUGCUAAAUCAUGGGACAUAAAGAAGCAUGAUGCUGCAUCUGCUGCUUUCAACUUCGAUGGGGAUGACGAUGAUGAUGAAAAAGAUGACCAUGAGGAUGACAAUGAUGAUGAUGAUGACGACGAUGACGACCAAGAAAAUGAGGAUGAUGAUAGAAACGAACAAAAGAAAUUUGGUGUUGAAAAUGAAGAUGGAGGUAAUGAAGAUAUGAGCAUGGAUGUUAAUGAAGAUGAAGAGACCAGGCCCAAGAAGCUCAAAGCAUCAAAAUCCCAAGAAACUGAAGAUAAGCUAUCUGCACAACUUCGUACAAAGAUACUUUUAGCAAACCUUCAGCUGUUUUCAAAGUUUCACAAUCCUCGUACAAUAUUUAGAGAACCUGAGCUAAAUCAAGUCUACCAUGAUUUACUAUCACACAAGCACCCUGAUGUUCAGAAAGCUGCUCUUGAGUGCAUUCUCACAUACAAGCAUAAAUAUUUGGUUCCAUAUACAGUUCAUUUGUUUGCACUCAUUGAUCAAAAGUCGUUCAAGAAUGAAAUUACUCAAUUCAAAAUAGACAAGGAUUCAGGUGUUAUCCAGGAAGAACAUAGAACUCAACUGAUUCCAAUUGUUAUGAGAUUAGUGUAUAGCAAAAUGACAGCUAAGGCUGGAAUGCGGACUGGUGGGAAGGCUGGACCAGGUGUGCGCCGUGCCCUUGUCCUGCGCUUCCUUGCAGGUUGCCACGAAGAUGAAAUGUUGAUCUUUAUGAAGAUGGCUUUCAAAUUCUUUGAUCAGUAUUUACAAGAUGAUCUUGGUGUCAUGGUGAAUUCAAUUCAAACUAGCAUAGACCUGGAGAAAGUUGUGCCUCCUCGACGGUUACAAAGUGCUGUCAAUUUGCUGUCUGUUGUGCUGGAGAAAUUCGGCGGUUUGAUGGGAAAUCGUUUGUUGUCUCUGACUCUGCAACUCUUAACAUGUGUUGCUGCAACAGUGGGUGGAUUUUUUAAAGAAAGGGACAACAUACACUCUGGAUAUCUUAAAGCAAUCCGGGAACUUCGCACAUCAUGUAUAGAAGUUCUCACUCAAUUUUUUGACCGAUUUGAAGCUUAUCCUUGGACCACAGCUGAGAUUGAUACUGUUCUGCAAGUGUUUAUUAUGCCUAUUGUCAAUAAUCUACCAGUGGAAGGAAUACACAGCCCAACUGCCUUAAUGAAACUGUUUCUGGUUUGGAGUCAACACCCAAGAUAUUUUAUUCUUUUUGGAAGCUAUGACCCUGAUUCAUCAGAAAGCAAUCCACUGUCAGCAUUAAUGAAAUUACUGCUUGGCUCUAAAACCAAUCAUUCAGUUAGUAAUGUCAUUAUGGAAAUCUUAGAGAACUUGUAUACGUUGAAAGACCAUGGCAAACUAGAUGAAAAUGACAUGGAGGUUGAUGAGACUUAUUUGGAAGAGCGUGCUCCACCUAUUCCCCUCUCUCAUGUUCUUACUUUAAAUGAAAUUAAAAUGAAAUCGUUAAGCUUGUCUGAAGAAGUAAAUCUUGGAAGUAAACUUUUGUUCCCUCAUAUAAGUUCUAUUUUAGAGCGGUUUAGAAUUCGACUGGCUUCACUCGGGAAACGUGGGUCUGGCCUCAACAAGCGGGAGUUACAUGUCCUUUCAUGUGUGUCAGAGUUUGUAAGGACUCCAGAGUAUAGCGCCACUUUGACUGAACUUCUUGUGCCUAUACUGACAAGGCGUAUCACUGCACCCAAUGAAGAAGAGGAGACCAUGUUGAGGAUGAUGAGUACACUCAAUCAUUUGAUGAGGAAUAUCAAAGAUCCAUCAGUUUACACAAGACCCAUAGCUUCAUUAUUCAGCUGCAUUAAUGGUGUACCUGGCCGUAAAAUGCUGCUUUCUCUUGUAAACACCAUAGCAGAAACUAGGGCUUCUUUAGAUAAAAAUGCAAAAGAGGAGAUGACACAAAUGGCCACAAUUUCAUCCAACCUAAAUGCAUUUGAUAAGCGUUGGGUUGAACAACCAGACUUCGACACUCGUCUCGAAGCAUUUAAAACAGUGCAAACUUUAUUGGACUCGGGUAAACUGUCGGUGGAUUUAGGAGUUAUUGUUGUUCAUCACUGCUUUUAUGUUAUCCGUGAGGAAAAAGAUAUGUCCUUGAGAGAUUUUGCUUCUCAUUGCCUACGUCGGGUUGCACCCACACUAUGUAACCAGCACAGUGAUGAUGCAGAGACAUGUAAAUUCCUUCUGGAUACCACCUUAUUGACUCUUAUAAGCAAUAACAUUAGGCGGAAUAGCAAUGAAAAUGCUCAUUCAGAGGCUGUUCUUCUUCUAGGGGAAUUGGCUAGAGAAUGUGGACACUUGCAUCCUGUUCUCAGGGAUCUAAAUCUUUUGACUAAUAAAGUGGACAUGGAAGUUGACUUCUUUGAAAACUUGCAGCAUUUACAGUUUCACAGGAAAACCAGAGCUCUCCUUAAAGUCUGUGAAGUGUUUGGAAAAGUUGAGAAGACACCUUCUUCUCGAUCACUGACCCAGUUUAUUUUACCCCUGGCCACUCAGUUUCUCUGUGUUGAAAAACAUGCUGGAAAAAACAGUUUAAUUGAUGCUAGCAUCCAAGUAAUGGGAAUUGUUGCACGCUUGCUGCCAUGGCACAAUUAUGAAACCUUAUUGAGAUACUAUCUAGGGAAACUAAGAGCAAGCUCAGUGUAUCAAAAGCAGUUGGUUCGGAUAGUUAUGAACAUUCUUGAUUCUUUCCACUUUGACCUCUCUAAGGCUCAAUUUGCCAAUAAAGUAAAAGCAAACAGCAAUGACAAUAAAUUAAACGUCGAGGAAGAAAAAGCAAUUGAUAUGGGAGCCAAAAUUAAUGAUGGUGAAGGUGAAGAAAAACCCAUUGAAGAUUUGGUGGAAGCUCUAGAACCUGACAAAGAAAAUGAAUUAGAAAUUGAAUCAAAAGGUUCUGAAGAGGAUGAAGAUGCUAUGGAUGUGGAUGAAGUUGAACCACAGACAGCAGUUCCUGCUGUCGAGCGCCAGCUUGUUCUUUGUCCCUCAGCAGCACUUCGUGUUACUGUAACUAUUAGAGUCGGGCUUUUACCUCUGCUGCGCAAUGAACUUACUGCCCGCUCACUGGCUGAUAGUUAUCACAAAGUGAACAAAAAGCAGCUAAGAAAUACUCAUGACGAUCAUGAUGCUGAAGAAGAGGAGAUUCUUAGAGUGCCAAUGGCAUUUGCUGUGGUGAAACUUCUGCAGAGGCUGCCCAAGGAUAUGCUUGACAAAAACUUACCAGGUGUUUUUGCAAAGUUGUGCACGUUUCUAAAGGCUCGUUUGGAGUCUGUCAGGCGUGUUACCAGAGAAACAUUGCAAAAAGUGAUGGUGUCUCUUGGCCCCUCUUAUCUGAGUACACUCCUGAAAGAAAUGACAUCACUCCUGACCAGAGGCUAUCAAGUUCAUGUAUUAGUAUUCACAAUUCAUUCUGUUUUGGUUUCCUUAAAGAACGUUUUUGGACCUGGAGAUAUUGAUGAUAGUCUGCCCUACAUAAUUGAGGUUUGCAAACACGAUUUGUUUGGCUAUGCUGCUGAGGAAAAAGAAGAAGGCAAAGUAGCUGUCAAAGUGCGUGAGGCUCAAAGCAACAAAAGUUACAACACUCUUCAGGUUGUUGCUCAAUAUGUUAGUGAAAACCACCUUACAAAUCUCUUGAUCCCAUUCAAACAAAUCAUCCAAACUGCUCAUUCUCACAAGAUAGUCAAUAGAGCCAGUGAAUGUUUACGUCUCAUUGUGACAGGCUUAUCGGAGAAUGCUAUGAUUUCACCCCCAUCACUGCUUGUCUUUGCCGUGGGUGUUGCUAGUGAAAGCAUCCCUGCCCUUGCACUAAAGGAAUGUCAGACUAAAACUGCUAAGGAGAAAGAAAGGGAAGCCCGCCGUCGUCCUGACUGCUUUCUUAUCAAAGAGGCACCAAAGCAACGCUUGGGCAUUACCAGCUCUGACUCUGCAAGGGUGGCAGCAAGAAUGAACGCUCACCUGUUUGUAGAAUUUGGGUUAAGACUGAUUGCUCACCUUUUAAAGCAUGAAAAGCUGAAAGGGUCUGUGGAAGAUCUUCGUCCUCUUGUAGAUCCACUUAUACCACUUCUGAAGGAUUGCUUGUCAUCACAACAUGUUAAACUGAGUACGAUAUCUUUGCAGUGCCUUAGCUGUCUGUUAAGAAUGGAUCUCCCAAGUUUGCAAAGCAACAUAUCAUCCAUAGCAGCAUUAAUGUUUGGUUUGCUACACAAGUUUGCUGCUGCUGGUUUGAGCAAGGGAGACAAUUUCGAUCUCGUUGUUGCUGCUUUCAAAACUGUUGCAGUUCUUGUGAGAGAAGUACAUUAUUAUGUUCUAGAUCAAGAUCAAUUGAAGGCAUUGCUAUUGUAUGCUGAGCAGGAUAUUGCUGACUCUCACAAGCACGCCACUGCAUUUGCCCUCUUAAAAGCUAUUCUCUCAAGAAAAUUAAUUGCCCCUGAGAUUCAUGAUGUUAUGAACAGGGUAGCAACUUUGAGCAUAACUUCAGAUCUUGAUCAUAUAAGAGCUCAAGCAAGAUCAGUCUUCCAUCAGUUCUUAACUGACUAUCCUCUAGGAAAAAAAUUGGAAAAGCACCUUUCCUUCUAUCUAUCCCAAUUAAACUACGAACUACAGCCUGGUCGAGAAUCUGCAUUAGAGAUGGUGAACUCUGUUAUUUGCACUUUCCCUCAGGGUGUUCUCACAGCACAAUCUGGAUUGUUUUUCUUAAUGUUGGGAGCAAGACUUGUCAAUGAUGAUGCUCCAGAUUGCAGAAAAAUGGUUGCACAAUGUAUAAGUAAAAUGCUUGGCAGACUAAGUCAAAAUGAUCGUGAUAGAUUGUUCAACAUUGCCUUUGUGUGGCUCAAAGAUAAAGAGAUGUCACAUCGUAGACUUGGUGCCCAGCUUUGUGGAAUUUUUGUUGUUCUUGAAAAAGAAACCUUUAAACGCCGUUUGAAAGAAGUUCUUCCUGCAGUCACAGCACAGUUCCAAUCAUUCGAGAAUGAGAAGGCAUAUGUACCUGGACAAUUUGUGAGAGCUCCAUCUUCAUUGACCUCAAGUAAUGAGGAUGGAGAGAAUGGAGAAAAGAAACUUGCCUCAGAAUCUGAAAGGCCGAAGGAUCACUACGUGUAUCAGUUACUGCAGUUUGUUCUGAAGAUAUGUAAUUACUGCCCUGUGUGGCUAUCUACCGCUGAGUUUAGUACCCAUGUUUAUAGUCUCACUGAAUAUACCCAAUGCAUGCUCGCUCACCCUCAUGAAUGGGUGAGACUAUCAGCCGCUCAAAUACUUACCCACAUCCUUGGUGCUAUGAAUGUUGAGUCUCUUGCCAAAGCUGUAAGGGAAGAAAGCAUCACAGAUGAGGAAGUUGAAAGUAAUGAAUUGGGAUUCUUCAGCAUAGAUACCACCCAGAAAUUAAAAUCAAUGAUAUUAGAUCACUGUGCUCAGUUAGUGCCUGGAACGGAAGUCGCACAGGAAUUAUUACUGCAGAUUGUAAAAAAUCUUGUGAUAUUUGCUGAUGUUUUGAAAGAUAUUAAUGAGGAGGAUUCAGCUUUAAAAGAGCAACUUGAUGCUGGAGGAAACCAAAAGACAAUUUCACUUCAAUGGCUGGUGAAGCGCAUGAGGAGGGUUGUAAACAUGGAAGUGGUCCAUGCGCCGAAGUCAACUGUUCUGAGGACAAUGGUACUGAACUGGACUGCUGCUGUUGUUGUAAAACUUGGUGCAGAACAUAUAAAGCCAGUUUUACACCAUUUGCUUGCCCCAAUCGUUCGCGAACUUUCAAGCGAUGAGCCUGUUCCGGAUGAAAGUGAAACGGCACAAUUACGUCUUUUGUCCAAACAAGUAGGAAGUUUACUGAAAAAGACUGUUGGCACCGAAAUAUUUAUCCUGGCACAGUCACGUCUUCAAUCUCAAAUUACAACAGUGCGUGCUGAACGCAAGAUGAAGCGCAAACAAGAGGCUAUUGUAGAACCAGAGAAAGCUGCAAAGCGGAGGGUUCAGAAGCAAGCUAGAAAGAAGGUGCAGAAAAAGAACCGUAAUGAGAAGAUACGAGGCAAGAAAGUCAAAAGAAAGAGAGAGGUUUCCCUAGAUUAAUUUUUUCUUUGUAUGUGAUUUAAGAUCUAUGACCAACGUGCCUUUAGGAAUCAAUUCUAAUCACUUACCCAUAUUUUACUGAUUAUAUUAUUAUGGCUGUUAUGUGUAUAACUGCGUGAUGUUAUUUAUGAAUUUACUUGUACAAUCUAGAAAAUAUAUGACCCCAAUGUA
Molecule: messenger RNA, 8942 nt
Organism: Thrips palmi
Lineage: Eukaryota; Metazoa; Arthropoda; Insecta; Thysanoptera; Thripidae
Product: small subunit processome component 20 homolog
Exons: 24
Coding region: 153-8771 (2872 amino acids)
Cellular component (GO): nucleolus; small-subunit processome; 90S preribosome
Source: RefSeq, a predicted model, not a curated record